AUGCAUGAAUACCACACAGAUUUGACAACAGAGGCUCUGCUGGUGGAGGAUAUUUGGGCUGCCUUGCUACAAAGUAUGGUAGAGAUUGAGUCAGCUGUGUUGGCUGCAUAUGCAGAUGUGUACCAGGAAAUGGGGCAAUUCCUGCCAGUUCCUGUGCUUGGGUUCAAUGACCUGGUGAAGAACUGGGAGACUUUCAUGUUGGAGUGGAGGGAAGGCAGUUACCAAGGAGGUAUCAUUGUGGAUGAGCAAAGGAACCAUGAGCUAGGGAAACCAGGGAGCUUAAAAAUGGUGCAUCCUGGGAAGAUGGUGCUAUACAAAGAGGUGAAAGAAUGGGACAGGUGCAACGCAAAACCAUUUUCCCUGGGUGUUCAGACAAGGGCAGCUUUCAAGAGGUGGUCUGUCAAGUGGCCAUUGGUUCGAUUUGUCAUGGCUGGGCUGUUCUGGGUGACUCAACCUUGUCAGACAAAGGAUGGCAGCAAGAAAGGGAGGCUUCAUGUUCACUACCUGGUGGAAGAACUGCUGGAUGGUGUAUUGGACUUCAGGCAGGAAGGGCAGCUGGCUCAAUUCUUGUGCUUCUCACAGCAUCUGCAAUACAUGGAAAUGAGGGGGAUGGUGUUUGUCAGUGAUUACCAAGGGGUUGGGUCUCUGCUGACAGAUCUGCAGAUCAUGACCAAUCUGAUGUUGAAGGAGAAGAUUGGAGGGGGGGAGAAGGGAAAGAUUGAAGGGGGUCUGGACUGGAAUGUGGUGGAGAUAUGCAUAAUGGAUGCACAAAAGGAGGUAUAG
Molecule: messenger RNA, 783 nt
Organism: Dacryopinax primogenitus
Lineage: Eukaryota; Fungi; Basidiomycota; Dacrymycetes; Dacrymycetales; Dacrymycetaceae
Exons: 6
Coding region: 1-783 (260 amino acids)
Biological process (GO): protein phosphorylation
Molecular function (GO): ATP binding; protein serine/threonine kinase activity
Source: RefSeq, a predicted model, not a curated record